CCACCGUGCACUUCUUCGCCCCUCCUCUCAGUUACGGGUUCACCUACUCUCUUCACCCCAUGCAGGAAAUUAGCUCAAGGGGCUGUCUAGGUAUUGCGGUAAGUCCACCGUUAAUGUUACAAGGAAAAACACAGGGCAAAAAGGAAUCUGUCUUUGGGUGUCGCAAAAGUUAGGGCCGCUAUUGUGUAUCACAGUAUUAUUGUUUUGUGGGGUAUGAGUUUAUGGCGGUGUAUAGUGGGGGUUCUUCGCCAUCCACUGCUGCUCAUGCUACAGUACUGUUUGGAUAUAUAUAAGAGAUAACCUUUCCUGUCCAUCCCAUUUCAGGCUUCGGUGAGGGAAGAGAAAGAAAGGAAGAAAGGAAGAAGACGAGAAACAGCAGCGAGAUAUAUUCCAUCCAGGUGAGAACGGGAGAGCCAGGAUCAAUAAGUCUACUAGAUUAGACCGGCCCGGGCUUUUGGUACUAUUAUACAGGACGGGAGCCACCCUUCUUCCCUCGAGCGCCGUACCGGUAUCCACUUUCGGCUGCGAGCCAGCUGGGCAUUUCAUUCGAUAAGUCGUUGGAGAAGGAGGGAACAAUAAGAAUCACCCUCACCCUCUCUCCCGCAGGAACGAACUCGAGCUGGAAGUCACGCCGUCCCGCCCCACAAUACCAUCACUAUUCCUAGCAAUAACCUUUUUUUCGCUUAUUCCAUUUCCUCUUGAAUCCCCAGCCCGGGGAUAUGGGAAAAAAAUAGGCAAGAAAUAGCUCCGAGAUCGAUACGCUCCGGUUUCCAGUGCAGCCCAUUCAAGGUGUCGUGUUGGACCCUGAGGUAUAUAGAGAUCACGAAUACGAAGGGGGAAGGCAGAGAGGGACUGAUUUCGGGCCCAUCUUACACCCCCAUAGACGGAGGAUUACGACAACCCAAAAAAAAUAAAAAAAAUAAAUAAAAAGAGCUUCUAACAGAUUCUCCCUCACAAAUCAUAUCAUACCCUCCCAUCAAUCGCCAUCCAUACACACGCACUUCUUGCACUCACUCACCCACUCGCCCCUCACCCACUCAGACGCACGCCUCCCUCUGCCUCGAAGGGGCCAAAAUAAAAAUAAGAAAAAUAAAUAAAAGUGCUUUGGACUCGACCCCCCUACUCUAUUCUUUCCUCCCUUGCUUAUACGCCUACCCCCCCUCUCCCUGUUCAUCCAGCCAUUGCCUACCUUUGUUUUUAUUUAUUAUAAAAAGGUAUGGACAGUUCUCUUGGUGCGCAAGCGGGUCUCCGUUCGUUCUUGCCUACCUACAUUCCGACUACCCGGGAGCAACGAGACCGCAUCAUGUCCGCCGGCAAUAAUAUUCAUCCGAAUCCCGUGCACCCACAAUAUCUACAGCCUCGGCAGCAACAUACAAGUUUCCCCGGAUCCCCACAUCACUCUGGUCAUCAUAGCGGCGGAACAUCACCAUAUAGCUCGACAUUCCCAAUGAACAGUAUGAAUCCGAGCCUCCCGGCACCGGCCUCUUAUGCCCAGAGUUUACCCUCCAGGGCCUCUUCACAUCCUGCCCCUAGCUCCAAUUCUCAGCAGCAACAGCAGCAGCAGCAGCAGCAACAGCAGCAGGGUGGUUAUCUCGACCCCGCUGCCUAUCUUACUAUGGGGGGUGUAAUGGGUAUGGACAUGGACCCGAUCCCCAUGGGGAGUAAUAUGGAUAUGGAUUUAAGUAUUCUUUCCGCAGAAGAACAUGGAGAUCUUAGGGUUUUGCACGAACGAGGGAGAGCCCGGGAUCGCAUGCAUGCUGAGCGACUCCAUUCAAUGCCGCAUCCCGAUGGCCCUGAUGGUGCCGGCCGGGGAAGGGGUGCCGGUGGCGGACGAAGGAAGCGCUCCGGGAGUGACGACAGUGUGCAUGAAUCCGUUGGCGUCGCCAGAGGGACGAAUACCGGUAACCGGAAGCAGAGAGGCAGGCCACGGCUGGACACUAAAGAUGAGAACGCUGCAGAUCGUCGACGAACCCAAAUCAGACUUGCCCAGAGAGCCUACAGAUUACGGAAGGAGACAACAAUUUCCUCGCUGAGGAACAGGGUAACCGAAUUGGAAACGGCGAUUGACGGAAUGCAAAGCACUUUCCUGGAGCUCCACGAGUCGGCCAUGAAGUGCUUGAGCAAGAGUAAUGAUGCCCAAACUCUUGGCUACGGAACAAACCUCAAGGAACUUACCGAGAGGUUCCUGAGCUUGGCGAAGGGAGCUCUAGGCAGCUCCGAAGGAGCGGAUUCCCACGACGACGACGAAGGCGAAGAUGAGAAUAACGGCGAGGACCACUCCGGCGUGGGGGUGAAGCGGCGGCGGAGCAGGGACGAAGACGGAGGUCCUGGCUCGGGGCGGAUGCAAACGAACGGCCCAAAUGGAGUGGCCAAUUACGGGGGGUACGAAGUCAGUUAUACUAGGCAGAACAACUCUCGAGAUUCCUUCAAUAAUAGCAAUGGCACUCAAAGCCGGAGUAAUGGCAACGGGAACGGAAGGAGCGAGGCCACGACGGGUCACAUGGACUCGUCUCCAACGUCGAACCCCUACAGCGACGCGUAUGUCUCUAGUUCCCCGGAGAGCGGGUAUGCCAACUACGUCCAGCCUAACGGUGACUCUUUGCAAGCGGCCUCUCAGUUCCGCCAGGAGGGGCCUCUCAUUUAUGAGGGUUUCACGUACUCGUUUCACGAGACUAGCUUCUCCCGAAGGCUGCACCGCGCUGCCCUUGAGCAUGCCCAUUACAUGCUCACAUCACCAGACGCCGACCCACAGGAGGUUGCGCGCAUGUUCGCAUACACAUUCUGCUACCUUUCCAAAGCCGAUGUAAUCCGGGUUGUCAACCGGCUUCUCAGCGCUACCACCAAAGAGAGCCUGCACGUCCGAGACUACCCAGAGAUCCUGCCAAAAAGUAUCCGCCCCGAGAUUGUGGAGGCCUACCUCUGCACUCCAGACACAUCGGUAUUCACCAGCGGCCUAACAGACGACGAUAUGAAGGACUUUGACCUCCGCCUGGAAGCCAAAAAGAUGAUGCUAAAAAUGGGCCUCGACCAGAAGUUCCUACGCCCCGACGAGGUGGAAAAGUACAUCACAGAGCUAGGGAUAUUGACCUCCAGCCAACAACAACAAUCCCAUCUCAUCGACCCAAGCCUCGCGGAAACCAGUAAACCCCGUUCCUCCUCCCAACAGCAGUCAAAACAAAUACUAGAAGUACCAGAAGGCUCAACGGACUGCCUGACAGCAAACAGGAUGACCACGCCCUCCUACCUCAUCCACCCCGCUGCUGCCCCCUCUCCCUCUCCCUCUCCCUCGGCGAAUUCCAGAGAAUCCCGAUCUCCAUCCUCCUCUCCGCACCUCACCCUUGAGAAGAAACUCCGGCUCUUCGACACCCACUCUCCACCCACCGCCCGCGACGAGCUGGACACGCCCACGUCUACCAACAUUCUCGAGGGCGUCAAGAAGACCAUUGACAUAGACGUGUUUGUGAACCAGCUGGUCAAGAAGGGGGUAUGUCUGGGCAGGUUUCCGGGGUUCAAGAAGUGUGAUGUUGAGGAGGCGAUUAGGGCUGCUGGGUUCCGCGCAGGGGUUUAUUGAAGGAUUUGUUAUUAUCUCCAUUCCGUUUUUUCUUUUUUCUCUUUUUGCCGUUGCGGUUGGCUUGUGUUUUUGUUAUAGGGAGUACGGCGUCGGCUCACGUCAUUAAAAAUCUUUUCAUACUAUAUUUUUCGGUUAAUUCAUUAUUGCUAUUGUCACUUUGCUA
Messenger RNA from Tuber melanosporum (Perigord truffle), 3734 nucleotides. RefSeq lists its product as uncharacterized. Gene Ontology annotation, biological process: regulation of DNA-templated transcription. Bases 1217 to 3571 code for a protein of 784 amino acids. The transcript has 3 exons. Lineage: Eukaryota; Fungi; Ascomycota; Pezizomycetes; Pezizales; Tuberaceae. Gene Ontology annotation, molecular function: DNA-binding transcription factor activity. The record is from RefSeq and is a predicted model, not a curated record.